Messenger RNA from Ipomoea nil (Japanese morning glory), 1517 nucleotides. Its product is annotated as non-structural maintenance of chromosomes element 4 homolog A-like. Gene Ontology annotation, biological process: DNA repair. Gene Ontology annotation, cellular component: Smc5-Smc6 complex; nucleus. The transcript is spliced from 8 exons. Bases 296 to 1342 code for a protein of 348 amino acids. The record is from RefSeq and is a predicted model, not a curated record. NCBI's taxonomy places the organism in Eukaryota, Viridiplantae, Streptophyta, Magnoliopsida, Solanales, Convolvulaceae.
GCAGUUCUUUUCGGUUCUUUCUCCGUUUCCCGAGACAAACACUGCCUUUUCAGUUCUUCCCAUCGGUUCAGAGCUCACUGACUGACGCUGACAUAAAUACUCAAACGCAAGGAAAAACCUACUGCUCCACUUUUUUCCAGCAACCAACCAAGAAUUAUCUUCAAAAUUUUCAAAUUCGCAAUAUUCUUCAAUCCCGGAUAGCUCUCUGUUUCUUGAAUUCUACGGCAAGUAUUGAACUGAGAAUACUCUGUUUUACUUAACGUACUUUGGGUCCUCUCAGUGCAGAAAAGCUGGCAUGGCCCCCAGAUAUGGUAAAAAGGUGAAGGUAGAGGAAGGAGAGACAAGCGACAGGGCCGAGGCGUUAUCGCGAAGAAUCGACAAGUUGUCGCGUCUUUAUGAGCUCUCCAAGUUCUCUCAACCGGACUGUGUUCGCCGAAGCGUUCGUUCGGAGUACACUGCAAUUCAAGACUUUAUAAACGAGAGAAGCUACGACAUUGGGAACGCCGAGUCUGACAGGUUCAAGAAAAUCUUGGGUGACGUUGAAGGCUUGUUUCAGAAUGUUACAUGGCCAAGAGAACAAGUUGCAGAUGCAGAAACAAUGCUUGAACUUACCAACACAUUGGUGGCUUCUGUUCAAUCACAUCUUAAGGGAUCUGUUUCACCAUCACAGUUUGUUUCCUGCAUUCUUAAAGACUAUGGAAGACGACGAGCAGGGAAGCUCUGUAAGAAUGCCCGUCAAAUGCUACCCUGGAAAGAAAUUGGCUGUGCUGUUUCACCUGUAUUCAUGGAUGGCUCUGGUUUGAAAACCAUGGUUGGACCGAUGGAUUAUAAGGUGAAGCUUGAACGAGUGGAUUGUAAGAUCAAGCCUGAACCAUUGAGUUGUAUGAUCAAGCUUAGAGGAAUCAGAAAUGAAAUUAAGGAAAGGACAAGAUGGACUCCAUAUGCUCGCCCGACCAAGGUUGUGGAUAGCACCCCUGAAAGGAAAUCCAACACUGAAAAGAAUGUUUCAGUAAUGUCUGACACCAUAGAAAAGAAUAAAAGCGUAAAGCUUGAAAAUCUUAUCCUGAACAGAACCUCCUAUGCCCAGACCAUUGAAAAUAUAUUCGCGCUUUCUUUCUUGGUACAAGACGGCAGAGUUGCUAUAAGCGUGGCUGAAAAUGGCUCUCAUUUUGUCUCUCCAAAGGAUGCAGGUGGUGCGUGUACUGUGCUUCCUACCAAUAUGGCAUACAAAAAUUUUAUCUUCAGAUUCGAUUACAAUGAUUGGAAGGUGAUGUUAGAUUUGGUGCCAGGGGGCGAAGAGCUGAUGCCCCACAGGCCUAUUCUGCAGUUUGAGUUAUCAUGAAUUGUUACAUGGGUUGUAUGUGUAUGUAACUGCAACUCUUUUGUCAGCUGCCUGCAAGAUCCUACUGUUUAUAUGUAUAUUUUGUAGAGCAAAUAGAUGCAUCUGUAUGAAAUGGUUAGGCUGCUGCUACUGAAAGUGCAUCCUGUUGUGAAGGGGCUGUUCUUUUUUCAAGUAA